GUCAACUUUGCCGAGAGUUGUUUUAACACUUGCUGCCGCAACUUAACGGCUCUAUGUUCAGCCUUACUGGAGAUUUUAUCGGUCUGCGAUAUGCCCGUGUAACUGGGUGAGGGGUGAGCAGGGACAAACAAGAAUUAAUAGUUUGGAAGGUCGGACUUCCAUUAAAUUGACUUGGUUGCAGAAUUGCGCUGGUUUGCAGCAGGUGUUUUGGAAAAGGCGGAAUCCUGCGGAAGAUGUUCAGUUUGGAGCUGGCUGCUUUCUUUACCCGCACUGCCCUCGGCUGAACUGCCAAUGACUGGAAUGAACAUCGAGGCUCUGUGCUCGAGUUACACUUGUACUUGAACGAUUAUUUAACCAACUUUUUACUGUGUGUUUUUCUUAACACCUCCCUCCCCCAUGUGACCUUCGGGGUUUCGACUCCUUCUAGGGCCAAUCGGAGCUCUAGGGCGUCUUCAAGAGGGGGCUGCACCUUGGGCACAUUGCAGUGGGCGUAAGGCUCGCACGCAAAUAAAUACAGGAGCAACGCCAGCGAGAUUCCACUUCCAGAGCUGAACCUCAGUUCAACUGUCAGGAAGACAGUGAGGGAAAAGAGACCUGGGCUAAAGUGCAAGCAAAGCCGAGCACUGUUUAACGGGUCAAGCAUCUAUCCAAACUUCUUCACGUCCAUUUCAGGACUUUGCGAAGUUAACCUAGAGUAGGGUAGGAGAUUAACAGCGGUAAGAUUGUGCCGUAGUUCUGGCGCAACCUGCCCUGAUGUAUUCCAUAGAUGCGACCCGAGUCUUCGACCCAUACGUACGGGUAAUUCAGAAUGCCAAUUUUACUCAGUACAUCUGGGACAAGUCCUUGCUGCAGCCGCUGUGGGACUACCUGCGUUUCAACCAUCAGGAAGCCCUUCGCUCGCCUCUCUUUCCCGUUAUCAUCUCGGUCUCCACCUAUUUCGGCGCCUGCAUUUUCUACAUGAUGCUCGAUCUCUUGGCUCCCAGAUGCCCGGCCAUCAACAGGUACAGGAUCCACCCCGAGCAGCAUGUAACGUGGGCAAACAUCCUCAAGACACUGUGGCUUACCGGCUACAACCACAUUAUUUUUAUCUUCCCAGCAGCCGUGUGCCAGUGGUACUGGAGACCUCCGAUGCCUCUUCUGGAAGAGGCUCCACCGCUCUCCGAGUUCCUUAUAGGAAUUCUGAGCUGUACAAUUCUCUUCGACUUCCAGUAUUACUUCUGGCAUGUCAUGCACCACAAGGUGCGCUGGCUGUACACCACUUUCCACGCCAUCCAUCACGAAUAUUUGGCUCCCUUCUCCUGGUCGACGCAGUAUCUAUCUGCCUGGGAACUGAUCAGCCUUGGCUUUUGGGCCACCAUAAACCCUAUCCUCCUGCAGUGUCAUUGCCUGACAGGGUUUGCCUUCAUGGUCUUGAACGUCUGGAUCUCAGUGGAUGACCACAGCGGCUAUGACUUCCCCUGGGCGCUCCACAAUAUCAUCCCUUUCGGGCUGUGGGGCGGCACUGUGAAGCACGAUGCCCACCACCAGAAACCGCAGUAUCACUUUGCCCCUUUCUUCUCACACUGGGACUGGCUCUGUGGCACUUGCUGCGACAGCAAACACUCGCCCGCCGUUUUAGAGAUGAAAGAGAAGCGACGCAAAGCCAGUAAAAGCAAGAAAUACAUCUAGCAAGCAAAACCCCAUCACAUCAAAGCUGCACUUCUCCCGCUUAAAACCAGGCGUCAAAUGAAACCGGCUGGAAAGGACUGGCGGUGCAAUGGUAAAAAAAACUUGAGUGAUGUGACUGCAGGAAUAUUCUGACGAUAACUUUUGCAGUAUUUAUUUUGCACAUUUUUAUGUCGUAACAAUAUUCUGUUUUAACGGAGUAUCGGGGUUAUGAAGGUUUCAAUGAUCUUGUGUAUAUUCCGUGAUGUAUAUUGGAAGGAAGCCUCCGUGGUAUCAUUUCGCCCGUUUGCAAAACUUGUGCCGCAAGUAUUUAAAAGAAUAAAUAGAAUGUAUUUAAGAGGAGAUUAUGGAAUAUAGACGACAAUGUUAAUAUGUUCUUGGAAAAUGGUGAAUGUCUUCGAAUGCAAAUAAAAGUGAUCACUUUG
Pristis pectinata (smalltooth sawfish) is the source of this 2090-nucleotide messenger RNA. RefSeq names its product cholesterol 25-hydroxylase like 2 (gene ch25hl2). The record is from RefSeq and is a predicted model, not a curated record. The coding region runs from base 754 to 1668 and encodes 304 amino acids. Gene Ontology annotation, molecular function: steroid hydroxylase activity; iron ion binding; C-4 methylsterol oxidase activity. Gene Ontology annotation, biological process: sterol biosynthetic process; cholesterol metabolic process. NCBI's taxonomy places the organism in Eukaryota, Metazoa, Chordata, Chondrichthyes, Rhinopristiformes, Pristidae. The transcript is spliced from 2 exons.